UUGCUAUUAUGUUGCACUGCAACCGGAAGUUGUUGGUACAUUGCUUCAAAAAAUGUCCUAGCUAUGCCGAAUGAAUGGAUGCUGUGAUGCACUGAGGUGCCUUUGCUUACAUCUGUCCAAGAUGACAUGAAGCUUUAAGCUCAUAACUCAAAUAUAUCGAACCUAUCUUCCACGAUUUCCCGCCUCUGUUGUUCGGGGUACCAUGGCAACGAGGAUGAAGCUGAAGCUGAAGACUGUGUUUGUGCUCUACUUCAUGGUCUCCCUCCUGGGCCUCAUCUAUGCACUGAUGCAGCUUGGUCAGCGCUGCGACUGCACAGAGCAUGACAUGACUAAAGACCGCACUAUAUCUCGGCUGCGCGGGGAAUUACAUCGGCUUCAGGAGCAGAUAAGAAAGUCAGAGGCGACCAAACAACCCCAGAAACAGGCGGCCAAGCCCUCUCUGCCCACUAUCUUCGUCAUCACCCCGACAUACGCAAGGCUCGUGCAGAAGGCUGAGCUGACUCGUUUGUCCCAGACCUUCCUCCAUGUGCCUCAGCUCCACUGGAUCGUGGUGGAGGACUCGCCGCACAAGACGCCACUGGUGACUGAACUUUUGCUGAAAAGUGGUCUGACCUAUACACACCUACACAUGCCCACUGCCAAGGACCGCAAAUUGCAGGAGGGUGACCCCAGCUGGCUGAAGCCUCGUGGAGUCGAGCAGAGGAAUGAAGGUCUGCGGUGGCUCAGAGAGGACAGAAGGGCUCAGCCAGGAGGGGACAGCCAGCAGGGAGUGGUUUACUUCGCUGAUGAUGAUAACACAUACAGCCUGCAGAUAUUUGAAGAGAUGAGGAGUACCCAGCGAGUGUCAGUGUGGCCCGUGGGACUGGUUGGAGGGAUGAAAUAUGAGAGGCCUGUGGUUGAAGGAGGAAAGGUGGUUCGCUUCCAUACCGGCUGGCGCCCCAGUCGCCCCUUCCCAAUGGACAUGGCUGGCUUUGCUGUGUCUCUCAAACUGGUCCUGGCCAAUCCAGAAGCUUGUUUUGAUGGCGAGGCUCCGAUGGGCUUCCUGGAAAGCAGCCUCCUUCAGGGAUUGGUUACUAUGGAUGAGCUGGAGCCCAAAGCGGACAACUGCUCUAAAGUGCUGGUGUGGCACACACGGACAGAGAAACCGAAGAUGAAGAGAGAAGAGGCUCUGCAGGCUCAGGGAUUGGGUUCAGACCCUGCAGUGGAGGUCUGAAGAACACACACACACACACACACACACACACACACAAAGCGUACUCUGCUGUUUAAUGCUGCACAUUUAACUUUGUGUUGUAAAUACUGUAAAACAGAAAAAUAUUACAUUUAAACAUUUAAAUUCAACCGGUUAUGUCUGUUGUUUUGUGUCAGGUAGUAGAUGUACGUGUGAGUGAGUGGUGUUAAAGCUGUGCAGACUGAAUGUGAGUGUACCUAUCAGGGUUUUCUUUUAUUGUAGUCAGUUUAGUUGUCUUUGUCCAGCAGUACAGUGGAUUGGGACUGGAUGAGGAGUUUUAACAGUCGCCUCAUGGGGGCGUCAGAUUUUAAUUUUGCUAAACUGUACUAUUUCAUAAAACACUGUGGGCUGAAGCUAGAGGAUCUUGUUACAGAUGUCCAGUCUUAUAUCAUUUGUAGAGAACAUGUGUUAACUUGUGCUCAGUGGAAAUCCUCCAGCGUAAAUUGUUUCUGACAGCAGUUAAGAUAUUUAGAGCUACACCAAGUCUGGCUCCUUUCUCUGGUUGGAUCAGGUCUGUAACCAGCUGCUUGACUGAUUUCUGAAGGAGAUACUGUUGCAGCAGAGCACUUUAUUCAUGCAUGGCUUUUGCCUUGGUGUGAUAAUGUCUGUUAACGUGUAUUCAUCCAUGAAGAUAUUUUUUCUACUCAUCAGCAAGAGCAUGAUAAUAAUCUCUAUACCACCUGUCGAAUCAAAAUGUCUGCACUUGCGAUCAAAGCAAUAGUAUUGUGUACAAAGGUGCAUUUUUUGACACUAAACAAAAUUCAGAAUAUCAAAAGCUGCAAAACUCACGGUUUAUUUCAAAAAUAUGCUAAAUACCUGUUGCCGUGUAUUUAUUAUGCUCUCAUACACCUUUGUUAGAGACAGUCAUAACAUAACAAUUCAGCUUUAUUGCUUCUUUUGAGUAGUACCACAACAACAAGUAGCUCAAGCCCUUUUUUUAUGUGCAUAUUUUUCGUGAUGCUUUUUAAAAACAUAAGGCUUGUGAAAUCUGUUUUAGAAGCCACGAGUAAGGGAACAGCACUACCGAAGCUCUUAUAACUUCAAAAUGCAAUAAACAAACACAAAGCGCGUCGUCCAUGUUACAUUUUCACACUCUGUUGAUAAGAAAAAGACUUGAAUUUGCCUUUAACAGGCAGGAAAUCCCUGGUACUUUAUUACAGUAGCAGUAUUCAAGAUUAUAUUUGAAAAAAAAAAAAUGCUUCAAAUAUAAAUUGUGCUCCUUGAGCUGUGCUUCAUUAUCUUCCGUGACAGCCCUCAGAAGUAGGAAGAAUAAAGAGCAAGAUGACAUUACAGCUCAAGCAAGUGCUCCUCAGCUGCUGUUGUAUGAUACUGUAAAAACAGCUAGUGCCUGCUUAAGUGUAAUUAGUGCCUGUAAGUCAAUUCUCUACUGGUGUAUAAUGUAUUUAUUACUGUAAUAUUGUUCUUUAUAUUGUACAAUGUGAUAAUGUCUGUUAUUGGCCUUAAAAAUAAAACCUAGCUAAUGUAAAGCA
Scatophagus argus is the source of this 2721-nucleotide messenger RNA. RefSeq names its product beta-1,3-glucuronyltransferase 3 (glucuronosyltransferase I) (gene b3gat3). Gene Ontology annotation, cellular component: Golgi membrane. Gene Ontology annotation, biological process: chondroitin sulfate proteoglycan biosynthetic process; carbohydrate metabolic process. The transcript is spliced from 8 exons. Lineage: Eukaryota; Metazoa; Chordata; Actinopteri; Scatophagidae. Bases 203 to 1213 code for a protein of 336 amino acids. The record is from RefSeq and is a predicted model, not a curated record. Gene Ontology annotation, molecular function: galactosylgalactosylxylosylprotein 3-beta-glucuronosyltransferase activity.